AUGUGGGAAUGUUGCGGCUCAGACAAGACUUCCUUUGCCAGCGAGACCUUUCCUGGUGGUGCCCCGUUCAAGCAGGGGACUUUCAAUCUGCAGAGAUAUCAAAUCAGCCCUGUGCAUCAGGGCUUCGACGACUACUGGGGCCCAUACGAUCUGUGGAAUUAUGUGUGUCGCAUACUCUCCGGGAAGGAUAUAUCGGUGAAGUCUGACUUGCCCAUCGUCCUGUCAGGACUGGCACGCGAUUUUGCACGUCGGCUUCUCGUCGAUGAUGAGUAUGUCGCAGGUCUGUGGAAGCUGGCAUUGCCCCAUAGUCUACUCUGGCAUACAGAUUACAUGAAGAUGUCAGACCGCGGUGGAGAUGGUUACGCCGAUGACAACGAAGAGCCAUACGUCGCGCCAUCCUGGUCUUGGCUUUCACAGGCUGGCUUCUCAAUCCGACCCCGUAGCCGGCAAGAUGCCUCACGCGGAAGAAAGUUUCCGACUACGACAGUAUCACGAAUUACGACAGAACUCCGCUUCGAUGACGACCCCUACGGACCAGUCAAGCCAGGCGCCCAGAUGGAAGUGGAAGGGGUCCUGCGUCGAAUCCAACUAACGUUCACCCAGGGCUCCGCUACCUCUCACAUUGCCGUGUUGGAUGAAAGAGACGACACAGACAGAACACAAGAAGAAAGAACGUAUCGAGACAUCGGGCCAACCUGGGAAGCAGAAGUCGGAGACCACGCAUUCCUAUACCUCGACCGCAUGCCAGAGGAUACCACUCUCUAUUGCCACUGCCUCUUGGUCAGCAUUCAGCCUCACGCAUCCUACAUGGGGUCGCGUCCUAUCAACGAGAGGACCAUCGGGUGUCUACUCCUACAAUACCUGGGAGACCAGUCUGAAAAGGACGCUGAUGGCGAGCCACUGCCGCGCAACCGUCGAAUCGGCACUCUGCACCUCAAAGAUCUGUACGCCUCGAAGAUGCGGUACACCUUUUCCGAGGAUGAGGAUGAGCCUUCUGACGUAACUUGGGAAGAUGCCCAGCACUUCAUCUACACAGUCCAGAACGCGGUUCAUCAGAAGGAAGAAAGGGAGAAAGACGAGCGCCAAGAAAAAUUAGACGGACAAUCCAAAAAGGGGGAGAAGGACGUGAAGGACACCGCGAAGACCGCCAGCGGAACCAGUACCUCGGAAACCCAGAAAGAUCCACCAAUGUCUACAGCAAAAACAGACACCAACGAAGACAGAGAGGCCUCAAGUCCCGAAGGCUCGUCAGAUACCCUUUAUCUAGACAGCUUAGCUACGAGAUACGGCCCACCGCAAGAGAACCUCGACCAGAUCCAGGGCGUUGAGGCGUUGUACCAGUUCGACGUGAUCCUAGGGACGGCCCCUUCUGACUUCGGUGCACUGGAGGAACUGGAGGCUAUGAAACUUCUCAUUGUCUGA
Molecule: messenger RNA, 1422 nt
Organism: Anthostomella pinea
Lineage: Eukaryota; Fungi; Ascomycota; Sordariomycetes; Xylariales; Xylariaceae
Source: the annotation of a GenBank genome assembly